CCUCCCCAGGCACGGUCCCGCUCUGCCGAGGAAUUGCAUGGGGCAGAGCAGCCCAGGCAGCCCCUGUGUGAGCUGCAGCCCCUGGGAGGGCCCAGUGCACCCAUGAUGAUUGUUGCCAGCCAGUCAGAAAAUGGGCAGGUGCUGCAUGUCAUUCCUUCUGCCCAGCCAGGAGUGACCCAAGUGAUUAUUCCUCCAGGUCAGCUUCUGGAUGUGACCAGCACACAGGAUAUUGCAGAAGAGAAGUGUGGUGAUGGGAACCUGCAGACUGUGGUGGUGGCUUCCAUAGCAGACAGUGCAAGCAGUUACAUUCUACAUCCACAGGCAUCUCUCACUGUAUCAAAAAAACCAACCACCAGGGCAGUGGAAGAUUCUUUUCCCAUCCCUCUUCAGCCACUGCCACUAAAUACGCCUGCAUGGGCACGCCGUCUCAGGAACUGUGAGAGAAUUGGGGACUCGUACCGCGGCUAUUGCGUGAGCGAGGCAGAGUUAGAGAGCGUCCUGGCGCUCCACAAGCAGCAGACACAGAGCGUGUGGGGCACGCGCCAGUCUCCGAGCCCCGCCAAACCCGCCACACGCUUGAUGUGGAAAUCCCAGUAUGUCCCAUAUGAUGGGAUCCCCUUUGUCAAUGCAGGAAGCAGAGCCAUUGUAAUGGAGUGCCAAUAUGGACCAAGGAGGAAAGGAUUUCAGCCCAAAAAAGCUGGUGAGCAGGAAAGCACCUCUAGCCAGCUGUACAAAGCCACUUGUCCAGCAAGGAUCUAUAUUAAAAAGGUCCAAAAGUUUCCAGAAUACAGGGUUCCUACUGACCCUAAAAUUGACAAGAAAAUCAUAAGAAUGGAGCAGGAGAAAGCAUUCAACAUGCUGAAGAAGAACUUGAUAGAUGCUGGUGGUGUCCUCAGGUGGUAUGUACAGUUACCUACUCAGCAAGCGCACCAAUAUCAUGAGAUGGAAACUUCCUGCCUUCCUCCAUCACCAUCCCAUCUUUCUAUGUCUUCUCCUGAGGAGGAGGAGGAGGUCAUUAGGGAUGAGAACAGUACUCUGCCUUCUCGACUUCAUCCUCAAGUGGCAGACAAGAUCCGAGAACUGGUGUCUCAGGGAGUAGAGCAGGUCUAUGCAGUGAGGAAGCAGCUAAGAAAGUAUGUGGAAAGAGAAUUGUUCACACCUGAUGAAGUGCCAGAAAGACAUAACCUGUCCUUCUUCCCCACUGUGAAUGACAUCAAGAAUCACAUUCAUGAAGUGCAGAAGUCCCUCAGGAAUGGAGAGAUGGUGUAUAAUUCAGAAAGUAUCCCAGCAACGCUGCAGUGGACCACAGACAGUGGGAAUGUCCUCGCAGAAACAGUGACGGUUGCGUUUGCCUCGGCACCUUCAGAUGGGAGCUCAGGAGUGGAGUCAGUCAUCACCAAAGCAGAAUCCAGCCAGAGUGGGGAGUCCUUGAUACCAGAAACGGCUCAGCUGCUGUCUUCACUCUCCUCACUUCAGCCCAAGAUAUUUGCACAGCUUCAGGGAUUACAGCUGCAGUCAGCAUUUACCUCGACAAACGGAUCAACAGCCCUGCUAGCUGUAAAUAACCAUUCCCCUCCCAGCCCUGCAGCUCUCCUGGAUUCCCUGGGGGGUGCAAUAGGCAGCCAUUCUCUAGCACUGGGUCAGGGGCACAGUCUGCAAGGUGCUGGCCUGACACAGGACAGUGCUGCUGUGCCCACUUUUGGGACUCUGCCUGCCUCUGAUCAGAGUCUGCUUGCCAUGGGUCAGCUGGUACCAGCUGAAGGGGUGGAUGACUCCAGAAGCCUGGAAGGAGGAGUGCAGCAGAUUCUCUUGGGAGAUGUGCAGACUAUCCCAGUACGGAUUGUGGACAGCCAGCCAGCACUUACUGAAGAAAAUACGGAGGGUGUUGUUACUUGUGUGAGCCAAGUUAAACAAGAACCAAGAGAGAAAGCAUUGUCUAUGGAAACAGAUAAAAUCAGAGACUGCCACAGUUCCUCACCAUAGUUCUUCACCUUCACCUGUGAAGCCUGGAAGGAUUUUCA
Messenger RNA from Agelaius phoeniceus (red-winged blackbird), 2021 nucleotides. It is a transcript of the gene CARF, whose product is annotated as calcium responsive transcription factor. Gene Ontology annotation, molecular function: RNA polymerase II cis-regulatory region sequence-specific DNA binding; DNA-binding transcription factor activity, RNA polymerase II-specific. Gene Ontology annotation, biological process: regulation of transcription by RNA polymerase II. NCBI's taxonomy places the organism in Eukaryota, Metazoa, Chordata, Aves, Passeriformes, Icteridae. The record is from RefSeq and is a predicted model, not a curated record. Gene Ontology annotation, cellular component: nucleus.